This is a messenger RNA of Salvelinus namaycush (lake trout), 1248 nucleotides long. Its product is annotated as roundabout homolog 2-like. The record is from RefSeq and is a predicted model, not a curated record. The transcript has 3 exons. Gene Ontology annotation, molecular function: axon guidance receptor activity. Gene Ontology annotation, biological process: homophilic cell-cell adhesion; synapse organization. NCBI's taxonomy places the organism in Eukaryota, Metazoa, Chordata, Actinopteri, Salmoniformes, Salmonidae. The coding region runs from base 715 to 1248 and encodes 177 amino acids. Gene Ontology annotation, cellular component: plasma membrane; neuronal cell body; axon.
CGCUGAGGCUGUGCGGAGUGAGCAUAGACCAUGGGCUCCUAGUGGUAGCGCUAUACAGAAACCAAUAGGCUGUUCAACUGACUUGACUGUACAUUUACAGUGCGUAGGCACAGGCUAGGCACAUGUGAUCUUGGGCAGCGGGUCCCCAAUGAAAUGUAAACAUUUGCUUAUGGACUGAAGUACAUGGGGUUUUGGGGUUUGUGCAUACACAUUUAGACUUGGCUAUCUAUGUAUUGAUGAGGAACGGUGGAGAGACAUCGGUGAAGAUUUGCAAGGUGUCCGUCCAUGAGACGCGUCUCAAGGAGCCGAAACCAAGACUGCAACUACAUGAAUGGAGGCGUUUCUCUUGAACCCAGUAUACACAAUUUAUAUUUUCUUUUAGGUUGUAAUAUGAUAUUGUAUAGUUGCGUACAUAUUGGAAAAAUAGACAUGACCAUUGCAAGUUAACUCGUGGGACAAACAGCUGGAAUUUCAGAUGAUCGCGAGAGACUGAUUUGGUUCUUACGGCUGUGGAUAUUAAUCGAUCCCGGGCUCGAACGAGCGGGCUACAAUGAAUCCUCUAAAUUAUUGGACAUCACAACUGGCUUUAGUCAGUAACUAGGACCUAUAUAAAACUUUAACUAUUAAAAUAAGUACAUUUGCUGCUGUUUGGACAUAUUUUCCCGGCAAAAUCAAAGGAUUUGCGCACAAUCCGUGGAUGUUUAAUAUGCAAGUAUGGGUCCGCUAGCGUUCAUCCUUGUUGCUGGAUUAUUGUACUUUCAAGUUGAUGGAUCCCGUCUGCGCCAGGAGGACUCCCCACCCCGGAUCGUAGAGCACCCCUCUGACCUGAUCGUGUCCAAGGGGGAGCCCGCCACCCUCAACUGCAAGGCGGAGGGGCGGCCCAGCCCCACGGUGGAGUGGUACAAGGACGGGGAGCGUGUGGAAACGGACAAAGAUGACCCGCGGUCUCACCGCAUGCUCCUUCCCAGCGGCUCCCUCUUUUUCCUACGUAUCGUCCACGGACGACGCUCCAAACCGGAUGAGGGCUCCUACGUCUGCGUCGCCCGCAACUACCUAGGAGAAGCUGUCAGCCGCAAUGCAUCCCUGGAAGUAGCAUGGCGGUGUUGUGCACCGCUGGAAGACACUGACAUGCAGGCUGCACCUGACCCAAAGAUCAGCUUACCUUUGAAGAGUCUCACAGAGGCCCCAGGGGCCACAAACUCUCUGGACUCUGGGGAAGGUUACAGGACCGACAGUUCCUUCAAUUAA